GUUAGUAGAGCAAAAUAAUAGAGUCGUUUAGGUAGGGGUUCAGACCCUUCAAAUCUUAGUCUGUCGGCGGCGUUAAAACACAAAUAUAAACUACGUGAAUUUCAUGUAGUCUGUUAGAGAGGAAUAUUACCCCCUGCAAAUAACCGGUAACGCCGGAGGUGUGUUUCGUUUCUCCGCCCACUCCGGAAAACUUAAAAGAGUCGUCGUAAUUUUAUUUUUUUAAGGUGACGUGGAGUCGAACCCCUUCUUCUAUACUGUAUCGUGCGGCAGCAAAAAGUACUCAGUGUACCCGGAUAUGAACGCAAUGACGGUGGGACAUUAGAUUUGGGCUUUCCAGUAUGUUUAGCUGUAAAUCUUUUCGUUGAGCUCCAGUAUCUGCGCUUACCGGAGCGGAGAGGAGGCUGUCGGGGCCUGGAGUCAGAGGGAUCCGGCGGUCAGACAGGUUUUGUUGGCUCUGCAGCAUCGGGACUGAAGUGACACAACAGUGAUACUGGGGUAUGCAGUGUGGAGUAGGACACCUGCCAGGUGGCUGCCAGAAGAGAAUGGGGCUACCCCUCAUCUUGAUCCUGUGCUUGUUCUCGGGCUGGAUUAUGGGCUACAAGCAGGGGGACAAUGUGACCCUUUAUGUCAACAAAGUGGGCCCUUAUCAUAAUCCCCAGGAGACAUAUCACUACUACACCCUGCCUGUUUGCAGGCCAGAGAAGGUACACCACAAGUCCCUGAGUCUAGGAGAAGUGUUGGAUGGUGACAGGAUGGCAGAGUCGUUAUAUCACAUCCAGUUCAGAGAGAAUGUUGAUAAAAAAACUCUUUGUCGGCUCACUCUUUCAGAGAAGCAGGUGGACCAGCUUCGUGAGGCCAUCGAGGAGCUGUACUACUUUGAAUUUGUCCUAGAUGACAUUCCAAUCUGGGGGUUUGUGGGAUACAUAGAGGAGAGUGGCUUCCUUCCUCAUAGCCACAAGGUGGGUUUGUGGACUCACCUAGACUUCAACAUUGAGUACAACGGCAAUUCAGUGAUCUUCGCCAAUGUCUCAGUAAAAGACGUCAAACCUGUUCCUCUGGAGGAGGGCGCAGGUACAGCGGUGGGUGGAGUCGGUUUGGGUGGGGGAAGCCUGACCGUCACCCAUACCUACAGUGUGCGCUGGUUCGAAUCCCAUCUGCCUCACUCCCGGAGAGCUGAGCGCCUCCGAGACUACUCAUUCUUCCCCAAAACACUGGAGAUUCACUGGUUGUCCAUCAUUAACUCACUGGUGCUGGUGGUGUUGCUUCUGGGCUUCGUCAUCAUCAUCCUUAUGCGUGUGCUUAAGAAUGACUUUGCCAGAUACAAUGUGGAGGAGGAGGGUGGCUGUGAUGAUCUGGACCAGGGAGACAAUGGCUGGAAGAUCAUACACACUGAUGUCUUCAGGUUUCCCCCUUACAAAAGCCUGCUGUGUGCCGUACUGGGAGUGGGGGCUCAGUUCCUUACCCUUGCCACAGGGAUCAUCGUCAUGGCAUUAUUGGGAAUGUUCAAUGUGCACCGCCAUGGCGCCAUCAACUCAGCAGCUAUUGUCCUGUACGCUUUGACGAGCUGUGUGUCAGGAUAUGUCUCUUGCAGCUUCUACACACAGAUCAACGGCCAGUGCUGGGUGUGGAACAUCAUCCUCACCUCGUCUCUCUUCUCUGCUCCUCUGUUCCUGACGUGGAGUGUAGUGAACUCAAUCCAUUGGUGGAGUGGCUCCACUCAGGCUCUGCCAGCCACCACGGUGCUCCUCCUGCUAGGUGCCUGGGUGCUGGUGGGCUUUCCCCUCACUGUCAUUGGCGGCAUUGUUGGAAAGAACCGAGCCGGCAGCUUUCAGGCACCCUGUCGCACUCGUAACAUCCCCCGACAGAUCCCUACACAACCCUGGUACAAACACACUGCUGUGCACAUGGCCAUUGGGGGCUUCCUGCCAUUCAGUGCCAUUUCAGUGGAACUGUAUUACAUCUUUGCCACCGUUUGGGGCAGAGAGCACUACACCCUCUAUGGCAUCCUGCUGUGCGUCUUUGCCAUUCUCCUCUCAGUGGGUGCCUGCAUCUCUGUGGCUCUCACCUACUUCCUGCUGUCAGGUGAAGAUUACCGGUGGUGGUGGCGGAGCGUACUGUGCACUGGUUCGACUGGCCUCUUCAUCUUCGUCUACUCUGUUUUCUACUAUCGGAACCGGUCAUCGAUGAGUGGCCUGGUUCAGAGCACAGAGUUUUUUGGCUACUCUCUGCUCACGGCGCUCGUCUUCUCACUAAUGCUGGGCAGCGUCUCGUUCUGGGCCUCACUGGCAUUUAUUCGCUACAUCUACCGUAGCCUCAAGAUGGACUAGACAUGAAAUGUGUGUACAUACUCUAAACAAACAUUUCCUUAUAGCACACAUGGACAAUCUUCAUUCUUCUCUCUUGCUCUUUGUCAUACACACACCUAUAAUGUGAGGUUAAUGGGAGGAGAAACUGGGGCCUUUACCUUGAUUUGACAGUUGCUAAUGAUGGAACUACAGGAGCUACUAUUGUUGGAGUAAGAAAUAAUUUAAUCAUUGUAUGAUGCAGUGUGUCAUCGUCUGCUCUGGUUCUUACUUCAUGGUCUAUCAAGGCUUGGCAGGAUCAACCCUUUAUCUCUGCAGUACACUGAGACAGCUGACUUAUAUUGAAGUUUUGUUUGAUUAUACAGCUGUGCAAUUGUUAUUGCUGGCAAUUAUAAUCACCCACACACAAAAUUGUAUCAGGCUAUCCAAUUAAAAUAUAAAAAGUUAUGUUAUGUCCUGUUAAGUUUGACAUGGCCCUGCAGUGGAUAAGAGGAAUGAUGCCUUGUAGAUUGAAGAGCUAUUGCAAAAUGUUGGCGAUGGGAGCAAUAUUUUCAUUGUAUGUUAAGCUCACCAUUGACUGUGAUUUUGGUUCUAUUGUAAAUAUUGUCUUUUCAAUAAAUUGCUUUUAAUACAA
Toxotes jaculatrix (banded archerfish) is the source of this 2937-nucleotide messenger RNA. It is a transcript of the gene tm9sf1, whose product is annotated as transmembrane 9 superfamily member 1. Bases 498 to 2327 code for a protein of 609 amino acids. Gene Ontology annotation, biological process: protein localization to membrane. NCBI's taxonomy places the organism in Eukaryota, Metazoa, Chordata, Actinopteri, Toxotidae. The transcript is spliced from 9 exons. Gene Ontology annotation, cellular component: membrane. The record is from RefSeq and is a predicted model, not a curated record.